GCUUUGGCUCGGCUUGUCUGCAGCCGCACUCUGGCGUGAAGAGCUCCCCUGUUCCGUGCGCGCGCAGAGGCGGCUCCCUCGUCCGGGCUGUGCAGACAGCGCCGAGCGAAGCGCUGCACCUGAUCGCGCUUCGCCGAGAAGGAGAAAGAGAGCGAGAGCGAGCGAGCUAGAGAGAGACGCCGGCUGGGUUGGGCUGGGCUGAGCUGAGCUGCGGAGAGACAAAAGAAGAGCCAGGCAGCCCCCUCGAGGUUCCCGCGGCUGCCAUCGCUCCGGUUGCUCGCCGCACCCCUCGUUGGCGGACCACUUGCUGCUGCUGAGGAAGGAGCGGGGCGGCUGCAACUGAAGGAACCCCUCUCCUCCCCCCCCCCCCAAAAAACCAAAACACUCCCUUCGCUCCAUGGCCGAGCAGCCCUGAGGCGUGCGGCGGCGGCGGCUGGAGCUGGAGCCCCAAAGAGAAGCGCGCGAGCCCCCGCAGCCGCCCCCGCGGGCGCUUUCUCUGGAUCUUCCGCGGGAUUCUCGCCUCGGCGGCCGGGCGGCGCACGAUGCGCCCUGCUGCUCUCUUCUGAUCGCCAGCCCCACCGCGAUGAUCUCUCCGGAUCAGCAGCAGCAGCAGCAGCAACAGCAGCAGCCCAACCAUGUCGUGGCCACCAUUGAAAAUUUGCCUCCCGAGGGCAUCGGUGGCGGCGGCGGCGGCGGCGGCCGGAGCUGCAUCUCCGCCCCGCCUUCCUCCAGUGUGCGCCAAAAGAUCCGUAAAGUGUUUAACAGGGAGCUCCUGUUAUCUGUAGCUUUGGGGCAAGUCUUAUCCCUGCUGAUCUGUGGUAUUAGCCUAACCAGCAAGUAUUUGUCAGAUGAUUUUCAUGCCAACACUCCUGUCUUUCAGAGUUUUCUGAACUACAUUCUCCUAUUUUUGGUCUACACCACAACAUUAGCUGUUAGACAAGGUGAAGAGAAUUUAUUGGCAAUCUUAAAACGAAGAUGGUGGAAGUACAUGAUCCUUGGAAUAAUAGAUAUAGAAGCAAAUUACCUGGUAGUUAAAGCUUAUCAGUAUACCACUUUUACUAGUGUACAGCUCCUAGAUUGUUUUGUGAUUCCAGUUGUGAUCUUACUUUCUUGGUUCUUCCUCCUGGUGCGAUACAAAGCAGUGCACUUCAUCGGGAUUGUGGUGUGCAUUCUGGGCAUGGGCUGCAUGGCAGGAACAGAUGUUCUUGUGGGAAGACAGCAAGGAGCAGGAGAAAAUAAACUGAUAGGUGAUCUUCUAGUACUAGGUGGGGCCACUCUCUAUGGCAUCUCCAAUGUCUGUGAGGAGUACAUCGUACGAAAUCUGAGUAGAGUGGAAUUCCUAGGGAUGAUUGGACUCUUUGGCUCCUUCUUCAGUGGAAUUCAGCUUGCCAUAAUGGAACACAAAGAAUUGUUAAAAGUUCCCUGGGACUGGCAAAUAGGAUUACUGUAUGUUGGCUUUAGUGCCUGCAUGUUUGGCCUCUAUAGCUUCAUGCCUGUGGUGAUUAAGAAGACGAGUGCUACAGCGGUCAACCUCUCCCUUCUUACAGCAGAUUUAUACAGUCUUUUCUGUGGAUUCUUUCUCUUCUACUACAAGUUUUCAGGACUUUAUCUGCUGUCAUUCUUCACAAUCCUCAUUGGCCUUUUGCUGUACUCCUCUACAUCCACAUACAUUGCCCAAGAUCCACGGGUGUACAAGCAGUUCCGAAAUCCUUCAGGACCUGUUGUAGACUUGCCAACCACUGGGCAGCUAGAACCUUCAGUAACAUACAGCAGCCUCGGCCAAGAAACGGAAGAAGAAUCUCAUGUCCGUGUUGCCUAAACUCAGGCCCUGCCACCCUUGGUGGAGUUUGUAUCACCAUUAUCUCUGUAUCAUUCAUAGAGAAAGGUAUUUUCCGGAUGCAGUGACUCUAGUCAGCUGCAAGGUAGCAAAUAGGGGAGGUUUAUUAAAAAACAACCAACACCAUUAAAAUCUUUCCAAGAACGCUUUUGACUAGGAGCUGUAAAUCCAGUCUUUCAUUUGGAGCAGUGCUUUUCAGUCUAGAAAUCUUCUCAUUAAGGUUUUCUUAAGGAGACGUUAUGAAAUGGCAGGGAAACUUUCCUGAAGGACAGUUUGCCUACCUCAAAGCCUCCAUUUGGAAUGGAACCCAUCUGUAGUUGUAGAGAGCACGUUUUAGUUUACAUGGGGCAAACAGGCUUGGCCAGAGCCAUAUCUGAACCGAAAAUCCAUUCUACACUAUGCCCUGAGUCCCUUCGCAAUGUGCUAGAGAAAUACAGAGGUAGAUUCUGAAAGAAAUUGGGGGGGGGAGAAAGGGAAAAAUCACAAGGAAACUGGUGGGCAGGGAUCUCCCAGUGUCACUUUGCUAACCUGUAUUCUGUAAUCCAGAAUACUGAACCAACAGUACAAUAUUAAGGCUUCUGAAGAGAAUCAAUAUGAUUUAAAAUUGCUCUGGUUCUUGGCAGAAAUGCCAUUCAAAUCAAAAGAUACUAUGCAUUUUAAAAUGUAUUUUGCCCAAAGACUGAUUGCUUGGGAACGUCAUAUCUAACAAAAAGGAUGAACUUUGUAAGAGAAUUCUUCAUUAGGCUAUAUUUUUCCUGAUCAAUCGGUGACCAAAACAACACUGGUAGACUAUUUUCCAGUGUUUUUUUUUUCCUCAUUCAGAAGAUAAAUGUGAAGUCCUGAGAAAUAUUUUUGCACAGUUUUGUCUAGAUGGGCUUUAAAAAGAACUUCAGUGCAGGUGAUGUUGAUGGGGGAAAGGAGUGAAGUGGGAAUUGAAUAACAGAUGAGAAUUGGACCAGUUGGCUGUGGGUGGGUGAUCUUCAGUUUUUUUCAGUCUCUAGAACUUCCACCAGUCCUUUUGCUGUGCUCUUUCCAAAGCAAAACUUAAACAAAAAAACAAUCCUCCAACACACCUACCUUUACCUACAGAAAAGGACUUCAGAACAAUGUCAAAUGCUCCAAUCAAGGGGUAAAUUCCAGCUGGGGAUCUGGGAAUUGACUAAAAGUCUCCAAAUCCUUGUCAGGAAAAUUUACUCUGCAUACCAGUUUCCACCAGCAAUGGAUUCUCUUCCUCAGUGACAGUGAUAAUUUCUGGAACAUGGAUGCCAAAUUUGCAUUCAGGUUCCAGGUAGCCAGCAAAAAAAAAAGAGAGAGAGAGAGAGAGAGAGAGACAAUACUGUCCAUCUAAAAAAAUGCCUGGCUCUGCUGCUCCUUAUCUCCUCUUUUUGAUGUAGUGGAAGAGAAAGAGGCAGGCUUUCAAUAGGGCCUGUUUAGUGUAAGUUUGAGUAAAGACUUGAAAACUUGAAUAUUUUCAGGAUGAAUGUGGAUUUGUUCACCAGUUGCUAAUGGAAAGGGACUAGAAACAUGGGAAGCAAGAAAACCUGGUAAUUAACACUUAAUUCAACAAGGGAAAUGCCUAGUAGGGCCAAAUAUACAUAGAUACUACCAAUUUUUGUCCAGUUGAGGUACACAGAAUCUAUACCCUAGUGCCAUUGUGUUCAUUCAGCUACCUUAGCUACCUGGUUGCCCAUUCUCCGAAGCCUUUCUCAGCCUGGGCCUUCUUGAUGAUGGGCAGAAUUCUCUCACCUCUAGCCAUGCUGCCUAGGAGUUUCACUCUAAUGCUUCUUGAAGGGCUGAGGUUGGUGAAGAUGGCUCGGAAAAAGUUCUGGGAAGCCAUGGAUGGACAGCUACCAGUAUCCAUCUCUAUUCUAAGAAUAGGUUGAAAAGAAACUUUUUAACCUUUUUUUAAAAUAUGUACGUAAUAGUCAAACACUGACCUUUGAAAUAUUUUUACAGUAAUACUGUGGGCAGCUGAGAUUGGCUGAUAACAUAAUUAUAUUUCCACUUUCAGUGUCUUAACCUUACAGAUACCAACAAGUUCCUUUCUCUUCGCAAAUUUAGUUGCUAUUGAGAAAAAGAAAUGGAAUAUUUUUGUAGACAUUCUGUCCAAGAGAGGAACACAGGAAUAGCUGACCUAUGCUGCUCUCAUUCACAACGUGAUACUGGCUAGAUGUGAAUUGUUUAGAACUCAGUAUAUUCAAAGUCUUUAUGUUUAUUCCAUAUUUUUUGGGGGGGAGGGGGAGAUCUACGUGACUGAUGUUUCUUCUGAAUCUUGGUCCCUUGUUUUUACUUUGAAUCAAUAAUCUAGUUCCAGAUUCAAUGACUGCUUAGAUCCUUAGUCUUCUAGUACAGAUUUGCACAUUCCUUUCCUUAACAAAAUUCUUGUGAUUGUCACCGCUCGGUGACACAUGAAUUAUGCCUCAAACUGGUUAAUUAAAAUAUAGCUUCCAUUUCCUGGUUAGGAAAAGCACGCAACUGAUUUUUCCUCUGUCUGCAAAAUUAAUUUAUCAACUCGGCAGUAGCUUUGUUUCCCUCAAGAAUAUUGGCCAAAGUCAUUCUUUUUAUCAUUAUGUAUUCAGAAAUGUAAUCAUCUGAAUGAAGUUGGUGACACAACAGUUCUCAAGGUGCUGCUACUUCCCAACUACCAUAGAACUGACCUCACUUGGGCAACAUUCAGUUUAUAUAAUUGGGGCCUUGGCUUAAUUAUGGCUACAGUUCUUACAAAGUAAAAAAGGCAUAAUACUAUAUAUUCAUAGUGCUAUAAGCAAUACUAGAAUCAUUUCCUGUCUUUUAACAUCAGAACAAAGAUGCUCCUGUGAUUUAUGAGCCUUGAAGCUGAACCAGAAACAAAAUUCAGGUUUCUUUAGAGCCUCUCAUCCUUGAAAGAAAAUUGGGAUAGCUGUUUGUUCCAACGAUAGGAAAGCUUUUUGAAAUAUGUCGUUGGAAUGGAAGAAUCAAAUAACUUAUUUUAAAGCUUUUAAAGCUUACUCUUUCUGCACAGUUGAUCACAGUAAUCUACUAGAAUUGUGCACAUUUGAAAAAUGAAUCAGAACAAGUAUUUUUGGAUCUCCUAUGGCAGGGAUCUUUAAACUUGGCAACUUUAAGACUUGUGGACUUCAACUCCAAGCAAAGCUGGCUGAGGAAUUCUUGGAGUUGAAGUCCACAAGUCUUAAAGUUGCCAAGUUUGGAGACCCCUGUCCUAUGGUAUGAAUACAGCCUCUCAAUGCUCUUCAUUAGAGCAAACCUGAUUGGCUGGUUUCAGGUUUCUGAAUUAUCCUGGGAAAAGAUACAUCUGUUUCUUUUUAGAUGCACUAAUUUAAUUAUUUGAUUCAUUAAAAUCAGCAGGAUCUUUUUUUUAGACUAACUCAGAAGCCUGAGAAAACAUAUGUUUGUUUUAAUAAGUGGCAAAGAGCUGUUGUGUUUGCAAGACAUCUGAAGCAUUCCCAGUUUUAUAACAAAAUAUUAUUUUACCUACCUCAGAAAAAAAAAGAACAGAUGAGACUACAGAGGUACUGAAUAUUUCCUCAGUGAGCUGAAUUUGCGAAGGAACCUCUUUCUUAUGUUCUUAGUACCGAAAGCUUGCAGUAUACACUACAGUAGUUCAAAGUAAGAUACUGCGUUUUUAUGUGUGAAGAUUACAUUCACAAAGUCCAUUCUUCUAAAUAUUUAUCUUCACAAUAAACCUAAUUCCUAUGAGAGCUGUAUGUUAUGGCACCACCACCAUGCCUUGUUCCAUUUUAGAAUUCCAAUACAUGUACGUACAGUAUCUUCGGUAGUUCAGAACUAGGGAUUUGCACAACUUGAAAAUAUGUUUUCUUUCAAACUUAAAACAAAUAGCUGUGUUCAAGUAGGUCUACUGAACCAUUUUUCAUUAGCACUGAAGAAGAAGAAAAAAAUCUGAAACAUAUGGUUCUUCUGACUUUCAGCCCAAAUAAAAUCCAAACAAACCCCAUAGCGAUUUUUUUUUUACAGGGCAAAAAGAAAAUUAGAGAGGUAUACAUUGUGUUUUCUCUUCCAUCAUCCUCCAUGUGGGCAAUGGGCCAGAGCACAACACUCUCUUUCUCCUUUCUAUCUUUAUCUCUAGUCCUGGUGGCCUAGAGGUGUAGAUCUUGUCUCAUGAUCAGGAGGUUGUAAGUUUGAUUCUAGGUAGAGGCAGAUGUAGGGUCUCCCGCUUGGGCAGGGGCUUGGACUAGAUGACCUGCAAGGUCCCUUUCAACUCCGUUAAAUCUUCAGCCUACAGUUAAUAUCCUGCCCUCAUCCCAGUAUUCCCAGUGCUUUCCCUUUUUCUUCCCCCUCCAGCUACUUCUAACAUUUGCAUACGUUGCUGCCAGAGAAAUCCCUCAGUCUUGACUUCUUCCUAGUCUUAAAUUCUCCAAUCAAUUCUGCCCAGAGGAACCAUGUUCAGUCCAUACCCAGAAUAAAACUGUCCCAUUUCCCCGCCCCCUCUAUGUUGACCAAAAUACAUGGUGUUUUGAAAUACAUGAUAUGGUCCCAGCAUAAACCACAUGAAAUAAGCUGCUUCAUGUGCAAAACAAUAUGCAUAGGGAGCAUUUUAUAUACUCCUCAUUGCAAUCGAAUGUCUUCAGUUAGUAACCCUGCACACUCUAGCAUCAACUCCCCAAUAACAUGACCAAUGGUGGGAGAUUAUGGGAACUGUUCAACACAUCUAGAGGUAAGUUUGCUCACACUGAUUCACUUAUUUUAUCGUUCACGUGGCCCCCAUUGGUUUUCUGUGUAAAGAAGAAUCCAACUGCGAACUGUCUCAGCAGCUUUUCUCAACCCAGCUGCUCUCCAAAUAUAAAACUAGAAAUUCCACGAACUGACCAUUUUAGUUGGGAAUCCUGGGAGCUAUAUUCUCAGUAUAUCUGGGAGAUGCCAGGUUGGGUCUUUCUGAGGUAACUGGGUGGAAGCAAUAGCCCUUUGCUUAACCAAUGCUACCAAGUGGCCUUUUUUGUUUUUCCUGUUUCGUUUUGCAUACAAAUCAAAUUAUUAAGACUAUUUUGUAAAUUAUUCUGUGACAAAGAUUCUGUACUACUCUUUGCAACAGUCUUUCACAAGUUGGGUGACAUAUACUGCUGUGCAGAGAAGAGGGGUGAAAUUAGAAAUCUGAACUAUAAAAUAGUUGUGCAAAAUUGCCAUUUCUUUUAGAAUCAGAAUGUUACUGCCAGGUAACAUGAGCACAUGUUAUUCCUGACGGGGUACAUGAGUUCCAGGCACUGUUUAAAUAUCACCAAUAUAAUAACUUCAUUGUGGCUUAAAUAUUGGCUUGACUCAUUAUAUCAAGACUCUCUUGAUAAAUGUAGGUUUUAAUUCUGAAUAUGCUUGGAUGUAUCUAAAGGACAGGGUUACGUGUGUUCAGGGGCCUUAACUGUUUUCUCAGGUUUCAAAAAUCAGAAGUCAGCUGAUGAGCAUUGCCAUCUCCCAGUCCUUUUUGCUACCUUUUAUACCAAUUAAAUACCUUUCUCUGAGUCUGUGGUCCCAUCCUUGAUCUUAAUGACUUUUUGAAGAAUUUAUGCUUUUAUUUUCUUGCUUAAGCAUUCGUCUUUCAUAACUUUUGAGGACUUUUAUUUAUAGUAUUUAUUUUGUAAGCCAAAUGUUGUUGUAGGUUCUCUUUUUAAAAUAGCUCAUUCUUAUGACACUAAUUUGUAGAUUACUUUCCGUAGAAACAACCUGGAUGAGAGGCAUCACUCAAUUCACUCAAAAGUGUUCUUACUGAAAUAGAGCAUUGCAAGUUGCAAUCUUUCAAAGGCUGGAAAAACCACCAUUGAGAGCUUAAUCUCCCCCCCACAAAAAAAAAAUUAAAAUUAUUCUUUUGCAUGGGGAAAGGGAGGUGGAAGACUGGAAUGUUUAAGAAUGGAAGCUGCCUUAUAUUAAAUCAUUAUUGCUCCAUUGAACCCAAACAAUGUUUUUUUACGGUUGGCAGCGAAUCUCGGGCAGAGGUCUGCCAGUCCAUUGAGCUCCUAUAUCUGCAGACUAUGGAGUUUGACCUCCCUGCCUUCUGCUUAGAAAUCACACAAUCUGCUCUUGGGCAGUAGGCUUUUCUAAUUCUUCUACAAUUGAACAAUGUUGUUAAACAUAUUUAUUGCCUAAAAUGAAAUGCCAAGAGAAAUUGAUUGAUGCAUAAUGAAAAGUGAGGUCCAUCUGAGUGAGUUAUUGUCUGAACAGCUGAUGUCUUGCCAUUCUAAGAAUUUGGGGGUGGGGCAUCAGCAAAGCUCUUUUGGUUCAGCAAGUAGCUACCCUAUCAGUGUAGCCAUUUACUUCUUUGGAAAAUGGAUGGACCAGUUCCUGGAGGUGAAAAAGUAGUCAGCUAUCCUGACUGUGCUGAUAUAGUUCAGUAAUUGAAUGGAAACUAUAGCAACAGUUUGGUUUGUCUUCGACUUGAGAACUCAAGAAUACAAUCAGCAACCAAGACAGACCAAGCAAUUGAUGUUUUACACCACUGUGUCAAAUGAAGAUGCUUCCAUACAUAGUUUUAGAUAUUGCUAACUUGUGCCAUUAACAUUUCAACCAGUGUGUCGUAUUUUCCCUUUUUUUAAAUGACAUUAGUAUUCUCAAGCUAGCUAUAAAUAUCAAUUUUACCCCAUGGGUAGGAUUUUAAUUGUUAAAUGCCAUAAUAAAAGCACACUAAUUUUGACACUUACAAAUGGAAGUAAGAACCAAAAACAAGGAAUGUCCACAAUAUUCACUAAGAACGAAUUAUCUUCUGUUUUGAUAUUUGCAUGCUCCAACAUGGACUGGCUGUGGCAAUGUAAUGCCUGUAUAAUGUUUUCAAAUAAAAGAAAAGAUAAUCCUU
Ahaetulla prasina is the source of this 8630-nucleotide messenger RNA. RefSeq names its product solute carrier family 35 member F1 (gene SLC35F1). Gene Ontology annotation, cellular component: membrane. The record is from RefSeq and is a predicted model, not a curated record. The coding region runs from base 584 to 1819 and encodes 411 amino acids. Gene Ontology annotation, molecular function: transmembrane transporter activity. The transcript has 8 exons. NCBI's taxonomy places the organism in Eukaryota, Metazoa, Chordata, Lepidosauria, Squamata, Colubridae. Gene Ontology annotation, biological process: transmembrane transport.